AAGUUGGAUGGAGUCCACCAUGAAGCAGGCCAGGAAAGAAUACGAAGAGCAAGUGAGUGGCGGAGUCCAGCGGAUCCCGGAGGAAUGCCUGGAGAAGGCCAUCGGCCUGACCUCGCCGGCCGAUGCCUGCCGCGCCUCCGCGGUGUCGGCCGCGUUUCGAUCGGCGGCGGACUCGGACGCCGUGUGGGAGCGGUUCCUGCCGCCGGACUGCGACGCCAUGCUGGAGCGAGCCGUCCACGUCGUAGACUCCUCCAAAAAAGAUCUCUUCAUGGAACUCAGCGACGAGCACGUCCUGCUCGAUGACGGCAAAAGGAGUUUUGGGCUCCAUCGAUCUACUGGAGCCAAGUGCUACAUGCUGUCAGCAAGCGAGCUGGCAAUCGCUUGGGGUAAAAUCGAUCUUUACUGGAGAGAGAGGUUGGACCCGGAUUCAAGGUUCCCCAUGGUCGCGGAGCUUAUUUCGGUCUGCUGGUUCAGCAUCUUCGGCGUGAUCAAUAGCAGGGAGCUCUCUCCCAGCACCCACUACGCGGCCUACCUCGUCUUCAAGCUUACUCACGAUGCCUCUGGCCUCAGCUCCCGCAGUCAGAUAUCAUACGUUGAGGUAGGCGGCCAAGUGGUGGGGAGCGCCCGCACGGCGUCUUUCCAUCCAUGCAACCGUGCUUCCUGCAGCGGCGCCGCCAUCGAGGAGGCAUCAUCUUCAACGAUGAGCAACAAUUGCGCCGUGAAUCAGCCGCAUGAGCACAAGGAGGAGGACGAAGGAGGCAUCGUGAGGUACCCGCGCGAGAGGGUCGACGGCUGGCUGGAGCUAGAAAUGGGCGACUUCCACACCGGCACAGGUGAUGACGCGGGCGUGGAUUUUCGCAUGGAACUGCACGAGUUCGAGGAGCUGCAGUGGAAGAAGGGGCUCAUCCUCGAAGGAAUUGAGAUAAGGCCUAAGAAUUAAUUAAUAUGAUUACUAUAUCUCUGUAUCAUAUACUCCUGUAUAGGGAUUGGAGUUGCUUAAUUACCAUGAAAUUUAUGUCUGGCUUUGGGUGAUGAGCUAUAAUCGCAUAGUUGUGCUGCUGAAAAUACACUUGAUAUGGUGUGUAAUUAAAUAAUCUGCCUCCUAGGUCAGGAGCCGAUAGGCAGCAACAAAUUUGGUGUGUGUAAUUCAAAUGGAAUUAUCUGGCUGUAAUUAACUGCAAGGAAUUGAACACUGCCGUUCAUGUUUC
This is a messenger RNA of Triticum urartu, 1208 nucleotides long. Lineage: Eukaryota; Viridiplantae; Streptophyta; Magnoliopsida; Poales; Poaceae. The record is from RefSeq and is a predicted model, not a curated record.